ACAUGGUUCAAGUUUACUGCCGCUUUCUUUCAAUCACACGCUUGACUCUGCUUCCUCGCAGAAUGAAGGUGAGAUGUUCUCUGUGGAGAAGAAAGAAGUUCCUCCCCUGGCUGUCGCUGCUGGGGGUCCUGUGCGGCUGCAACUACGUGGCUCGCUAUUUCCGUCGCCCGCCGCCGUGCCGCGCCCCAACCUUCUGCAAAUACAACGUGAGCUGCUCGGCCGUGUACGCCCUGGACCCGGUGGAGUUGGAGAGGUCGCAGGUGAUCAGGAGGACGGAAGUGGCGGAGGACCAGGAUGAGACCCUGCUCGAGCUCAUGGCCGACUGCCCGCUCUUCCUUCGACUCAGAGGCUACGACAACGUCUGCGCCACCGAGCAGGAGAGAGACUUCCAGGUGGCGUACUCGCUAGUGGUGCACAAGUCUGCUUGGAUGGUGGAGCGGCUGAUCAGGGCGCUGUACUCGCCGAGUAACGUCUUCUGCAUCCACUACGACCGAAAGUCCCCCGCAGCGUUUGGGUCGGCGAUGGAAGGCUUAGCUCGCUGCUUGCCCAACGUCUUCAUCGCCUCCAAGCGCGAGUACGUCAUCUACGCCGGCGUUAGUCGGCUGCAAGCCGACCUCAACUGCCUCGCCGACCUCCUGGAGGUGGACGCCCCCUGGAAGUACGUCAUCAACCUCUGCGGGCAAGACUUCCCCUUGAGGACCAACAUGGAGCUGGUGUCAGAGCUGGCCGGCCUUAAAGGCGCCAACAUGCUGGAGACGUGCCGACCCAGCAGGCACAAGAAGCAGAGGUUCACCUACCACCACAAGCAAAAGAACUGGAAUCCGCCAGAGAAAACGUGGCUGACCAAGAGCGCCCCGCCUCACGGCAUCGAGAUGUUCACCGGCAGCGCCUACUUCGUGCUCUCACGUGACUUUGUUGUCUUCAUCAACUCCUCCGUCGUGGUCAAAGACUUUCUGGCCUGGUCGAAGGACACGUACUCGCCCGACGAACACUUCUGGGCCACAGUGGUGAGACUGCCAGGCGCACCGGGCGAGGUGUCCAGGGGCCGGCCGGACAUCACCGACCUGAUGAGCAAGACCCGUGCGGUCAAGUGGCAAUUCCAUGAGAAGGCGCUGUAUUACCCGCCCUGCACGGGGAAACACGUUCGCGGCGUUUGCAUCUACGGCGCGGCCGAGGUGCACUGGUUGCUCGACAGCGGCCAGUGGUUUGCCAACAAGUUUGACCCCACCGUGGACCCGGUGGCCUACCAGUGCCUGGAGGAGAUACUGGAGCGAAGGCAAAAUGUCUUACAAUCAAACGCAACGUCCAGUUGUGACUAAUGAAAUCAAAUUUGAAGGCUUUCUUUUCACGCCACAAAAAAAGCACUAGUGACUCCUUUGGUGUCCCACAGGGAUCAAUCUCCAGCCCACUGUUGAUUGUCCCUCAUUUCCUCACACACACACAGAGAGGAGCCAGGUGAAUAAACACUAUCACAGGAGCCCUCAGAAAAAGUUGAGUCCUACAAAGAUUUUUAUAUCCUUCAAAUAUUGAACUGUUUACAAACCAGAGUUGUGUUUUGCACUACCGAAUUAUGAGGUGCUGGAAUCGCCGGGUGAAAUCACUAAUGCUAAUCUGUAGCAUGUAUAUAGCAUAUUCAAGGAAAAUUGCAUUGAGCUGGGAUUUUAAAAUGUUUAAAAAUAUGCCAUUUUUUUUAUUUUAAAUUGUAACAUUAACUCGAAGACGUACACCACGAAUACGCCUGUUUGCCCGCCAGGUGUUCGAACCGGUGCUAAGUUUAUAACCGGACAAGGUACUGUUUGAUACAACGCAGUUUACUACUUGGAAAUACUGACAUUUGAUCAGUACCUAUUUAAGUAUUAAAAUCCACCAAAAAUGAUUCCCGGGCGCAGCCACCGCUGCUGCUCACUGCCCCCCUCACCUCCCAGGGGGUGAUCAAGGGUGAUGAGUCAAAUGCAGAGAAUAAUUUCGCCACAGCGAGUGUUGUGUGUGACGAUCAUUGGUACUUUAACUUUAAAUUUGGUACCCACGAAUAGAAAAAUUGAAGGAUUUAUUUCUUCAUUUUGUCCUUUAAAUAUGCUCGCACCAAACCAAUGUAGGUCUAUUUGACAUCUACAUCUGAGCUUUUUGUUAUAAGUGACUAAGCAAUUAAUAAUUAUUUUUGUCUAGGUCGGAGGUCGGCAACCCUAGUGGCUCCCUGGAGAUUUUUCAAAAAUAUAUGAAAAAUGGGAAAAAAAUGAGAGGAAAAAAAAAUACAUUUUUUGUUUUAAUAUGCUUUCUGCUGGAAGACAAAUAUGACACAAACCUCCUUAAUCGUUGUAAAGCACACUGUUUAUAUUAAACAUGCUUCACUGAUUCGAGUAUUUGGCGAGCGCCGUUUUGUCCUACUAAUUUUGGCGGUCCUUGAACUAGUUUGUUUACAUGUACAACUUUCUCCGACUUCGUAAGACGUGUUUUAUGGCACUUCUUUUUCUGUCUCAUUUUGUCCACCAAACUUUUAACGUUGUGCAUGAAUGCACAAAGGUAAGUUUUGUUGAUUUUAUUUAAUUAUGUGGAGUGCUAAUCAGACAUAUUUGGCUAAUCGAUGCUAACAUGCUAUUUAGGCUAGCUGUAUGUACAUAUUGCAUCAUUAUGCCUCAUUUGUAGCUAUAUAUGAGCUCAUGUAGUUUCCUUUAAGUAUUCAUAAUGCAAUUUGUAUCUCAUGACACACUAUCUGUAUGUAAUGUGGCUUUUAUUUUUUUGCGGCUCCAGACGGAUUUGUUUUUGUAUUUUUGGUCCAAUAUGGCUCUUUCAACAUUUUGGGUUGCCGACCCCUGGUCUAGGUCUAUACUUAAGGGACAAAAAACAAGCUGCAGUUCAAAAGAGCCCCGUUUGGCACAUUAGACCCCUGCCUUAGACCUAAACAAUGCACAAAGUCUGGUUUCUUUACAUUACUAUGCUGUUGUCAUGUAAUCACGUCAUGAUGGGAAUAGUUCUACAUAAAAAAUAAAAAAAAACUGUGAAGUUGGCAUGUUGUGUAAUUCCUAAACAAAAACAGAAGCCGAUGAUUUGCAAAUCCUUUUCAACUUAUAUUCAUUUCAAUGAAUUGCAAAGACAAAAUAUUUAAUGUUUAAACUGAGAAACUUCAUUUUUUUUUGCAAAUAAUCAUUUACUUAGAAUUUAAUGGCAGCAUCACAUUGCAAAAACGUUGGCUUGGGGGCAUUUUUACCACUGUUGCUGCCAAAAAUUAAGUUAAUGAUUAUUUGCAAACUAAAUAUUUUGUCUUUGCAAAUCAUUGUAUUCUGUUUUUAUUUACCAUUUACACAACGUGCCAACUUCACUGGUUGUGGGUUUUGUAGAA
Messenger RNA from Nerophis ophidion (straightnose pipefish), 3337 nucleotides. RefSeq names its product beta-1,3-galactosyl-O-glycosyl-glycoprotein beta-1,6-N-acetylglucosaminyltransferase 4-like. NCBI's taxonomy places the organism in Eukaryota, Metazoa, Chordata, Actinopteri, Syngnathiformes, Syngnathidae. The coding region runs from base 3 to 1319 and encodes 438 amino acids. Gene Ontology annotation, molecular function: acetylglucosaminyltransferase activity. The transcript has a single exon. Gene Ontology annotation, cellular component: membrane. The record is from RefSeq and is a predicted model, not a curated record.